Molecule: messenger RNA, 530 nt
Organism: Magnolia sinica
Lineage: Eukaryota; Viridiplantae; Streptophyta; Magnoliopsida; Magnoliales; Magnoliaceae
Product: DNA repair protein RAD5B-like
Exons: 4
Coding region: 111-512 (133 amino acids)
Molecular function (GO): ATP binding; ATP-dependent chromatin remodeler activity
Source: RefSeq, a predicted model, not a curated record
UCUCAAAAGGGCAAGAUAGGAAUAACAUUGAUUUCCCACUGGAUGGUCCCCUUCUCUGCAUCUAAGGUGAAUGAUGAUGCAGCUCAAAGAGCUAUUGACUUCAUGUUGGGAUGAUUUUAGUAGAUGCAAUGGGGCUUAGAAAGACUGUAAUGACUAUUGCAUUAAUACUUGGAAAACCAGUUAGGGAGAGUCCAGAUGACCAACAAGUUGAAGAACAAAAUCAGGAUUUUGACAACAAGAAAACAAAGAAUGGUCAAAAAGAUCCUCAAACCAAAAGCCUGCCCAUAGUUAAAGGAGGAACUCUUGUUGUCUGUCCAAUGGCAUUGUUAGGCCAGUGGAAGAAUAAUCUGGAAGACCUCUACAACCUUUUGUGCUUCUUACACGUCGAGCCAUGGUGCAAUUGGGCCUGGUGGCAAAAAUUGAUUCAAAAGCCUUAUGAGAGCGGCGAUGAGAGAGGAUUGAGAUUGGUUAAGGUCAUCCUAAGGAAUGGUGGGACCUUGUGUUUUCUUUAGGAGUGGAGGACAUCAUGU